GCGGCUGGACGCUGCUCCUCUGCGGGGGACUGGCAGGUUACCGCCACCUCCGACUUUUCCCUGGCUGUCUUCGGCCUUGACUCGUGACCCUAGGCUCUUUGGGACUUCUCUGACCUGGCUAGCCACACCCCAGACUCAAACCAUGUUCCCGGUGAAGGUGAAAGUGGAGAAAUCAGCUCGUUGCUACCAUCUCAGGAGCCCACCACACACGCCCUAUCUCUCCUCUUGGUGAUAUGAGGAAUCCCUGCAUCUCGAAGCCUCCUCAGGAAGCCCCGGGGCUGGCAAGGCAUGUCCCCUACCAUACUUCCAGCCUCUGAGCACUAAGCCAGAACUCCCACUAUUUGGAAGAGAAGAGCAAAUACCCCAUAAAGAGCUGGAGAUGGCCAAGGCCCGGAACCAACUGGAUGCCGUUCUUCAGUGUCUGCUAGAGAAAAGUCACAUGGACAGGGAACGUCUGGAUGAGGAAGCAGGGAAGACCCCCUCAGACACCCACAACAAGGACUGUUCCAUCGCAGCCACUGGCAAACGGCCCUCUGCCCGCUUUCCCCACCAGCGGAGGAAGAAGAGGAGGGAGAUGGAGGAUGGGCUGGCCGAGGGAGGGCCGCAGCGAUCCAACACGUACGUGAUCAAGCUGUUUGACCGGAGUGUGGACCUGGCCCAGUUCAGCGAGAACACACCACUCUACCCCAUCUGCCGCGCCUGGAUGCGCAACAGCCCUUCAGUGCGCGAGUGUGAACGCUCGCCCAGCUCCCCGCUGCCCCCACUGCUUGAGGAUGAGGAGGGGUCAGAGGUCACCAACACCAAGAAUCGUGAUGUGUACAAGCUGCCUCCGCCCACAGCCCCUGGGCCCCCCGGGGAGGCCUGCAGAUCCCGCAUCCCAUCCCCUCUGCAGCCUGAGAUCCAGGGUGCUGCUGCUGAUGAGCCCUCGGAGCCAGAGCCCUCGCCCUCCACGCUCAUCUACCGCAACAUGCAACGUUGGAAACGCAUCCGGCAGAGGUGGAAGGAGGCAUCUCAUCGGAACCAGCUUCGGUACUCAGAAAGCAUGAAGAUUCUUCGGGAAAUGUAUGAGCGACAGUGAUGGCCCCAAUAAACUCCCCUUCCCCACACCAG
This is a messenger RNA of Condylura cristata (star-nosed mole), 1110 nucleotides long. RefSeq names its product lin-37 DREAM MuvB core complex component (gene LIN37). The coding region runs from base 380 to 1078 and encodes 232 amino acids. Gene Ontology annotation, biological process: negative regulation of transcription by RNA polymerase II. Lineage: Eukaryota; Metazoa; Chordata; Mammalia; Eulipotyphla; Talpidae. The record is from RefSeq and is a predicted model, not a curated record. The transcript has 10 exons. Gene Ontology annotation, cellular component: transcription repressor complex; Myb complex.